Molecule: messenger RNA, 1386 nt
Organism: Haliotis rufescens (red abalone)
Lineage: Eukaryota; Metazoa; Mollusca; Gastropoda; Lepetellida; Haliotidae
Product: putative ankyrin repeat protein RF_0381
Exons: 3
Coding region: 1-1386 (461 amino acids)
Biological process (GO): DNA transposition; DNA integration
Cellular component (GO): cytoplasm
Molecular function (GO): protein binding; DNA binding
Source: RefSeq, a predicted model, not a curated record
AUGGCCAAUGUGGGGGCUACUCAACGUCAGAUAGCCAGAACCUUCAACUGCUCCCAGACCACCAUCAGCAAGUUGAUAAUCCGCUACCAACAGACAGGACAGACUCAAGACCGGCCAAGAUCGGGAAGACCGAGAGUGACAACACCGGCCGACGACCGCUACAUCCGGCAGAUUCACCUCCGAAACAGACCUGUGACGGAGAUGUUAACGGCGGAGACAGCACUUGGGCAUGCCAUCAGCAGGCGAACAGUCCUUCGACGACUUCGUACGGCUGGUAUACGAGCCUACCGACCCUUCCGUGGAAUGGCCUUGACCCGUCUACACUGUCAACGCAGACUGCAAUGGGCACGAACUGUCCGAGCAGGCGUCUGUGCAUUCAACAUUUGUGAAGGGAGGAGAUGCCUGGAGACUCGUGCUGGAAAGACUGCCUGUGUCAAAGGGGGACAUAAUCAAGCACAACGACAGACCACUGUUAUCACUACUCUCAUCGAUGCCUGCACCGUUGGAGACCUGCCUAAAGUAACAUACAUAUUGUCUCAAGAUAUUGCAAACCUCAAUAAAAGUGGGAAGAAUGGUAUGACACCAGCGAUGAUAGCAGCACAGAAAGGACACAGAGAGAUACUUGAAUUACUUGUGAAGAAAGGUGCUGAUCUGUGUCUAUUAGAUGAUGAUGACAACACUAUCUUACACGUAGCCUGUAAAGAGGGAAACGUUGAGAUAGUGAAGUAUAUCCACUCACAGAACAUCAUUGACACUGAAAGUAGAGGGGACUACGGGAAUACACCAGUGAUGUUUGCUGCACUAUAUAGACAGAUGGAAGUGUUUUUUUUUCUUGUGAAAAUGGGAGCUCAUCUAUCAAAAUUGGAUGAUGACGGUGAGAAUAUCCUUCAUCUUUCCAGUCGAGGAGGAGAUGUAGAGAUAGUGAAUUGUAUCCUCAAACGAAACGUUGUGGACAUAAACAGUGAAGGGGAUGACGGGGUGACACCAUUGAUGCUGGCAGCAUAUUUUAGGAGAAGACAAGUGUUUUACCUUCUCAUAGAACGAGGAGCUAAUACAUCAGCAGUGGAUUGUGAUAAUGAUAAUAUCCUCCAUUAUUCCUGUCGAGGAGGAGAUGUAGAGAUAGUGAAUUAUGUCCUCACACACAAAAUUGUCAAUAUAAACAGUAGAACGAACGCCUUGGAGACACCAGUGCUUGUGGCAGCACUGAGAGGGAAGACCAAAGUGUUUCAGUUAUUGAUAGAAAGAGGAGCUGAUAUCGCAAAAACACAUGACAGGACGAAACUCCUUAAAUUUGCCUGUAAAAUUGGAGAUGCUAAUAUAGUGAAGCGUGUCCUCAACCUAGCCAAGGUGGACAUUGCUGUAUGUAGCACUCUUGGGGCACACUGA